UCUUCCGUGGUAGAUAAUGUGUAAUCUCUGAAGAGGAUAAAUUUUUUAGUGGAACCGAGUGUCGUGUUGCGGUGUAGUUUUUGUUAUUUAUGUAUCGUGUUGACUUUUGAAAUGUGUUUAGGUAACAAAAUAAGUGAUAAAUAUAGCUUUAGCUAUGCGAGUGUUAGUGGUGGCGGAAAACAAUGGUGUUUUUAAUGUAUGGUGAGUGUUCUAAGAACCAUAAUUAUGCUUUCUAAUAUACACUUCGUUUAAUUGACCUUUGGGGAUCGACAGAAAAUUCAGAUCACGUCUCGCUGUCAUUGCUGGACCCUGUUGUCGCGAGGAUGACUGGAGCGUGCUGGUGGCAGUGGUGGUUGGUGCUGGCCAUGACAGUUGAAGAUGGCGGCUCCGGUUGCUGCUGAUAGGCCCAACUGCAGUUGCAGCAACAUCGCUAUCAUGCAGCUGUUCCAUGAGCUGAAGCAACGCUUCCCAGCUGUUCCGGACAGAGUCGUCAGUGAGUGUAUUAGAAAGAACGCCCAUGACCGGCCCUCGUGCGAGCUGAUCCUCAGCAGGGAGAACCAGACCUACCUGCUGCACAGCUACCCGGCCUCGCUGAAGAUGUGCACGGCCGCCAGCGAGCCGUCCAGCCCGCUGGCCCUCGGCUUCGGCGAGGACUUCCCGGUGAGGCUGGACGAUCCUGGAGCGCGCAACCCGCACCUGUGCUGCGACAGGUUCUCCUACCUGGACCAGCUGAGGACGUACCUGGACCGCGACAUGCUCGCGCAGGUCGACGACGAGGCUGUGCGGUGGGACGAGCUGGCCGCCUCCCGCGCGUAUCACAGACAUCCGCACGGUGCGAGCAACCAGCGCUUGUUCGGGUCGGACGAGCCCGGCUCGGUGCCCGCGAUGCCCGAACACUUGGGUCGCUACUGCAGUGCGAUUCCAGGCAGUGCCUUGGACCAGCCGGAGUCCCGGCCAUCUCGGUGCGACGGUCCCUUCGGAGAAGACUUCCACGUGAAUGUGAACUGCAGCCUGCAGCAGAGUCCCGAGGGCUCCUCGCUGCAGGUGACGAGCAGUGCGCAGCCCCGGCCGAGGGCGCGGACCUCGAUGGAGCUGCAGCCCUCGCCGCACUACAGCUCGCUGGACGGCCGGCCCCAGGGCAGCGCCCCGCGGUCCUACACCUCCGUCAACCUGACCCUGCGCGCGCCGUCGUCCGAGCCGCAGCCGCCCAUCGACAUCCAGUCGGCGGGCUCGAGCCUCACGUACUCCACGUCGUCCUUCGACCCGCGCCAGGGCUACCAGUCGCAGCUGCAGAUCAGGAUAGGGCCGGGCUCGAGCGGCAGCGUGACGGCGGUCAGGACGAGAACCCGCGACCCCGCCUCGCCGCCGCGCGCCUACUCGCUGGCGCGCUCCGGCUCGCUGUCCGACGUCAACUCGGCGCUCAGCAGGAUCUCCGAGAGCUCCGAGGACUCCGUGUCUGAGGAGGAGGAGGCCAGCGUGUCGGCCCUCGGCGCGGAGGGGCUGGAUCCCGGCGCCCGAGAGCUGCUGCUGCAGCAGGUGCAGCGCAAGUCGCGGCUGCAGCGCGAGCUGCUCAAGGAGAGGCAGAAGCUGAGGAAGAUGCAUCGGGAGGUGCAGAGCAUGAGGCGAGACCUGCAGCACCGCGAGCUGCUCAAGAAGAGGAGCGCCAGCCACGCGCUGCCUGUCGUCACCUCCGUCUUGCAGCAGGUGCAGCAGCUGCGCGCGGACAUCCAGUGGCUGCAGGAGGAGUGCAAGCUGAUGGCACACGAGGUGGACGACACCGACAACACCGGGCGAGUGGCAGAACGCGCCGCACCACACUGGACCUGUAGUGCCUGCACCUACAAGAACCACCCUCUGCUGGACAAAUGCGAGCAGUGCGACAUGCCUCACAUCGAGCUAGGUACCUCGCCCUCUGGAGUGGCCACCACUGCCGUCUAGUCGCGCUAACACCUGACCGCAUGUCAACUGUGCGUGUGUGUCUUGACCUAACCACCGUGUUCACCUGAGAUGACCUCGCCGUUGUGGGCUGGACUAACCUAGUCACUGUCGCUAGCUGCAUGCCGGUAAAGAAGUGCAAGUGUGAGUUGCUACUGAGCAACUAUCCUUCAUCAGAACAGGACUGAUGUGUAGGCACAAGUGUUCAAUAUCAUCGACAGUUGAACUGGAGGGAAUCAUGGUAUUACCUAUGGUUACAUUUGGUGUAGUAACACAGACAAAUGAACAUGUGAUAUGUUUGACUGCACUCUCAUGCAUAAUGCACCCCAAAUUUGUGACACAAUAAGGAUCUUGUGUGUCAGCCAGUCCUGGAUUGACUACACUACUAUUGGAAGCUCAGUAUUUCACCCGUAAGCAACAUUGUAAUUUUAAUUUUUAGAAAGAUAUAUUUCCCCUUCUUCAUACAGCCACAUUUUGGGUUCUUGACAUAGUCUAGAUAAAAAUGUAAAAUCUAUUGUUUCCACUUUAUCAUCAGGUAACGUGGUUAUUAAGGUGCAUUUUCAAGUGGGGCCAAACAUACUUGUGGUUUAGGACUUGUAAUGUUGAAACUCACCCUUCAGUACAAUACUCAUUUAUUUCCAUUAGGAGAAACAUUUCUUCAACUUGUAAUUGCGAUCGUGUAGGUAGUAAGCAGAAGUUUGUGCAUCUCAAUGACUUUGUGUGUAUUAAUUAAUAUUAUAACUAGGAUUGUACAAUGCCAGAUACCAGAUGCAAUAAACAGUGGAAGAAAACGAAAUAUGUUCCUUCAGUACAUUAACAAUAUGUGAUAAUGGUUGUUUGCCUUGCAGGAUUUUCUAUGGUUAUAUUAUAAACCUAUUAUUAUGUAUGUUUUAAUGUUGGUUUUUUAUGAUUGAUGGUAUAGUUUUCUAUAGUACCUAUACAUUGUGAUAGGAAGAUAAUGGUGAAAGCAUAGCCUCAGUAGACAUUGGUGUGAGUGGUGCGGGGCUUCUACCUUCCCUUUAGGCACUUAGGAGUUACAUAUCUGUCUAGCCGCCUGAUUGGCUGAAAGUAGAGCAGUUAGUGCUGACUGGAGCUCAGGCGACUGCGAGCGACCGUGAAGAGGCAGGGAGACAGCUUGUGACAAAGACUGAGUCUCCUUUAAGAGACUACAUGGAAGGAGUUACAUAUAUGUCUAGACGCCUGACUGGCUGAAAGUAGAGCAGUUAGUGCUGACUGGAUCUCAGGCUCCUGUGCGACUGUGAAGAGGCAGGGAGACAGCUUUUGACUAGACUGAGUCUCCUUUAAGAGACUACGUGGAAGGAGUUACAUAUCUGUCUAGAUGCCUGACGGGCUGAAAGUAGAGCAGUUAGUGCUGACUGGAUCUCAGGCUCCUGUGCGACUGUGAAGAGGCAGGGAGACAGCUUUUGACUAGACUGAGUCUCCUUUAAGAGACUACGUGGAAGGAGUUACAUAUCUGUCUAGAUGCCUGACUGGCUGAAAGUAGAGCAGUUAGUGCUGACCGGAGCUCAGGCUCCUGCAAGCGACCACGACGACCAGCCCAGACUGCCACUGCGCUGAGCAGCACUAUCGCGUGUUGCAGGGGCGUCCAUCUGUGGUCAGAGUUUUUGGCGUGUGUCUUCUAAGCGACAUAUGUCGUCGCUGGAUAGGGUGCUUGUUUGUUGUACCCUGCUAUAGUAGUAAAAGCCGUUCACCCUCGAAUCACGUCCGCACGAGUCAAGUCAGUGAUUGUGUCCGCAGCAAAGUAAGUGCUCAGUCCUUGUGUUAGACGCCUGUAUGAGUACCUGUGUAUUUAUUUCCCGUUAGAGUCAUGUAAAGUCAUAGUAUUCACAAAUGAUGGUGCGUAGUUAAGUAUUUGUGUGAUCCCUUAAUAGUACCUUGUUUACGAAAACCUUAAUAUUAUUUGCGGCCCCAGGCCAGAUUUAAUACGUAGUGCUCAAUAAUUGUAUUUAAUAAUAUAUAACUAGUCUGGAUCCAGGUAACGGAGUAGCCCACAAUCUACGAACAGUCUCUGGUUUUACUGGAGUGUUUCAAGUAAAUAAUUACCAUAUAGACACACACAUAUUUAUACCUUCUGUCAGGCGUUUCCUACGUAGGGAAUAUAACUAAAUAAAUUGUGAGAUGUUAAAAAAUUAUGUUUUACGUAAAACAUUUAUUAGUACUCAAUAUUAUGGCGCGCGAGGAAACUGUCCCACCCCUCUCCCGCAGAAUCCCUCUUGCAACAGUCCUCAGGAGCUAGUGUUACAAGGUGUGGAAGCUGCGAGCCUUACACCACUGAGAUCUGCCUGCCGGUAACUGUAAUUAUUCAACUGAAACUUUCGGUACUCAGUUCACCGCGAAUACCUGGCCAAGUUGCGUGUAGGCGUGACCCUCCCGCCGUGACUUCUCAUUCACCACGUGACCUGCUCAGGAGACAACUGCCUGAAAUGAGAAGAGAGCACUCAGCAGGGGCAGCACCUAGCUAGUGAUCCCCACCAGCCCUGGGCCAGAAGUCCGGGCUGACCUGCCCCUGGACCUAGCUCAUGUUGUAGUUAUUGUAAAUUACUUCCGCGUCACUGAGAUCAACCCUGUUCUCAGUCACGAGACAGCCGGUAGGCAAUAUACUGCCCAUAUUUUAAUAUAUAUUCAUGCAACAAUCGGAAAACUUAAAAUAUACAGAAAGUUUUCCAUCAUAUAUUGUUGUGACAUCUGUUUUCAGUCACGGAUGUGGAAGUGCAAGCUGGCCCCUUCAGUGAAAGGCUACUCAAUUCUCUCCCUCCCCACAGCCCCGGCUCCUCAAACCUACAUUCCCGUGAACUAUGUUCAUGGCGUGUAGGUUAGGAAUACUGUAGUUUCUUACUUGCUGAAUGUAAUUUGCAGUUUGGUUACUCAUAAAACAAAUUUUCAUUAAUUACGUUUUUGAAUUAUUUGAAAUUUUUAAAAUUCACAAUUUUUCUCAGUUUGUGGAACUCUGUUCAAUUAAAAAUCAUCCGGAUGCUUAAGUUUGUUUCUUAAAUUAUUUGUCUAUAAUUUGCAAUAUAAAUUUGAUUCAGUCCCUUGGCGUGCACUUUGGACCAUAAGUCGUAUAGAUGUUUUCUAAUAACUGGAUUGUGAUGUACCUGCAGCCAAAGAUUAAUGCUUGAAUUCAGACUUAGUCUGUAUGAGAAAUGUCACUUACUGUUCACAGCUAAACUAUUGUUUCUUUCCUUAUCAAUCAGCUGUGUUCAGCCUAAAAUGCUGGUGGCCAGAGUGUAUUUUCCAACUUGACCACUUGAGCCCUGUCAUGAGAUGUUUGAGUCCACACCUCCUACUCAAACAAAUAAUGCCUAAACACUACUACAACGUGACUACUACAGCAUCAGUAUUUUAUCACAUUUAUUAACAGCUGUGUUUUAUUAUAAAACUGUAGUCGUGUAUGAAGUUAACUAAUGAGCAUGAGUUUUUCCUCUGUGGUUAUGAUCACAAAUACGUUAUGUGCCAUGUGUUUAGUUUCAACCCCAUGCACUGUGUUGAUACAAAGUGGUUCUAAUUUCACUUAAAUCUAGGAGGUCCUAUUCUCAUAAGUGAGUGAGGUUAACCCCAUAUCACAAGUUGUGUUAGUGGCAUGUGAAUAAUGAGUGUCCUCUGUUAAGUCUCACUGCCAAUAACAUCUGCAGUAGAAGCCAAAUGCUACCUACUUGUAGACACCACAUGCUACUGAACAAACCGAAACUCUCCCCUCGUGUCCAAAUCAGCACAUGAGAAAGUGGUCAUUACAAACAGAACACCUAGUGAUGGUAAGGCAGAGCCCGUUCGGAAGACCAGAAGAUGUGAAGUAGGGCAUGAGUGGCGGACACAACUAUUGCUGGCGGUGGUAACAGAUGCACUCCUGCAGUGUUGCAUCCUGGACGCAGUUGCAGGAAACGUUUUGAUGUUGCAUCUUGCAGACUUGCCAGCAAUAAAAAUAACUGACUGCUUGGCUGCCAGAUCACCUGUUGAAUCCAGCCACGCCUACCACCAUCCCACUGCAUUCAUUCUGUCCGUGAUACCCUGUUGAACAUGCACAAUAGUUCAGUGUCAUAUAGUCACCAGUAUAUUUCUUACAACCAGUGGUUUCCUCAUGUGCUGGCUUCUAUAUUGGCAGCAUGUAGGCCCUGCAGCAUGUAAGGAAGGGGUGUUCACGUCGAGGUGUGCGUUGGGUUAUCUCGUGCUUCCAGGGGCGAGGGACAGUGUAGUUUGUUGAGGCUUGCCUUCUUGUUAACAGAGGACAUGCCUGUAACUUAUCCUAAUAGUUUUUUUUUUAACUUUCGGUUUUCGAUAUUCAGCUAUUGAAAGGAUUGACUUUCCCAAAUACAGUUAAAAACUUUCCACCAGUAUGGCACAUAUUUCACCUUUUCAUGUGGCCUGCCUUAUUUUAGUUGUGAAAAUACUUAUUCCAGAGUGCUUCUGUAUAUUCCAAUUCCAGUUAGUAUUGCGCCCCUGAUCAUCUGACAAACUGGUUAGGUAGCUACCUCGAGCUUUGAGUCAGCAUAGAGGCUGAAAGAAGACUGUGUCAUUUUUUAUAAACUAGCUGAGUGUUCCGCAGAUGUGAUUCAACUAAGCGAUCUCGGUCAAUAAGACAAUACAUAUUUUCUAAGUAGAAACUGAAAAUGCUCGGGGACGUUGGAACAUAAGUUGCAGCUUCGCAGAGAUUGGUCCGUUGAGGCUAGGCAUUUACACCCCUCGCCUGUUUCUGCUGCUCCACCAGUUUGUAUUUGAAAAUCCGUUCAGAAAUGGAGCAUGUUCAGUUGAGUGACCGUUCUAUAGAGUUUAUGUGUGUCCUUUAUUAAUGAUUUUGUAAUGUAAGCCAUAAAUAAUAUCCUUCCUGUUUCUUUUCGUUUCUGUAAAUGUUCCAAUGUUCGUGCAGUGACCAGCAGUUCUCGGUCUCUGUUUGCACGAUCCACGAGUUGACUACGUUGUUUUAAAGGUUGCGAUUGUGUUUGUUUUGUUGUGUAUCUAACUGCUGUAGUAACUUUUAUACUGUUGUUGCAUGAGAAUUGUUAUAAACAUACUGAAUAUGUUUAAUACGAAUGUUAUUUUUGUUAGCCUCACAUUAAGUACACCUAUGAACAUAAAAGGAAUUGUUGAAUAUGAAGGAAAAUGUACAGUAUAAGAUGAGUUUUAUUGAACUGGUAAAGUAUUGUCUUUAAAUUUAUUAAAUCGUAUAAAAAAACUGUUAAUUGUUACAGGAAUAUUUGGGAUUAAUAAAAUAUAUUUUGGUGAA
Molecule: messenger RNA, 7174 nt
Organism: Bacillus rossius redtenbacheri
Lineage: Eukaryota; Metazoa; Arthropoda; Insecta; Phasmatodea; Bacillidae
Gene: Tab2
Product: TGF-beta-activated kinase 1 and MAP3K7-binding protein 2
Exons: 6
Coding region: 379-1938 (519 amino acids)
Source: RefSeq, a predicted model, not a curated record